AUGUUCUCCAGUCGAAAUCCUUUCGAUAGACUCGCCGCGUUGAGACGUCAGGCCUCUACGAAAACAACACCUUUGGGGUACAAGCCAGCAGCACCUUCGUUGAAGACGAACCCUACCGCUCCUCCCACGGGCUUCGCAGCAAUUGGCAGCUACAAUACGAUUGCUAGAAGGUGGACUGCUAUUAUAGUUGGUAUUCCCUUCGUGGUGGUCACAAGCUACGUACUGUACCAACGAGUGGUCCUCGGACAAGAACAGAAGCCUCUAAUAGCUCCACCAGAGGGGCCUCUUGUCGCGAAACAUGACUGA
This is a messenger RNA of Letharia columbiana, 306 nucleotides long. RefSeq lists its product as uncharacterized. Lineage: Eukaryota; Fungi; Ascomycota; Lecanoromycetes; Lecanorales; Parmeliaceae. The record is from RefSeq and is a predicted model, not a curated record. Bases 1 to 306 code for a protein of 101 amino acids. The transcript has 3 exons.